AACAUGCAAAUUUUUCCAGAAAAGAAAAGAAAAGGAUAAGAAAUUGACAUUUGGCUCCAGUAACUUGAAUCAUUGAUUUCACCCAUUUGCGGAUACCCCUCCCGCGAUUCAUCCGUUGAUUUCUUUCUUCAUCAACCCCCCUGCAAUUGAUAAUCUCUUCGUUGUCACUGUGAGCUUCUGCAGAAUCCAUGGCGUUUUCGUCCUGGUUUUCUCGUUUACGCUCGUCCUCGAAACCCGUGUACAACAACCUCCGAUUUUCGUUCUUCAAUACACAUAGAACUCGAAGCUCAGAACUUGCAAAGGUACUGACUUCAGAAACGAAACAUACCCCAAUCGAAUCAUGGGCGUGUUCUUUGCUUCCAGUGGCCUUGGCCUUCUCUGCUGGGUCACUCGCUCUCUAUACCCAGAAAAACCCAUCUUUCUGCGAUGCCUCUGAUCUUGAUCAUCGAGGUGUGAGCUUUGGGGGAAAAGGAAGCACAGAAUAUUUGGUGAAGGGAUCCCACAAAGAUGUACCUCAAGAGCUUCUUGAUGAAUUGGAGGACAUUUGUCGGGAUAAUAUGACAAUGGAUUUUGACGAGAGGUAUUUUCAUGGGAAACCACAAAACAGCUUCCACAAAGCAGUGAAUAUCCCUGAUGUGGUUGUUUUUCCGAGGUCAGCAGAGGAGGUGUCCAAAAUAGUUAAAUCUUGUAACAAGCAUAAGGUCCCUAUCGUACCAUAUGGUGGAGCUACAUCAAUUGAGGGUCACACCUUAUCACCUCAUGGAGGUGUUUGCAUUGACAUGACUUUGAUGAAAAGUGUCAAAUCAUUACAUGUUAAAGACAUGGAUGUGGUUGUUGAGCCUGGGAUUGGCUGGAUGGAGCUUAAUGAAUACUUGGAGCCUUACGGUCUAUUUUUUCCACUUGAUCCUGGACCUGGAGCAACCAUUGGAGGUAUGUGUGCUACGCGCUGUUCUGGUUCUUUAGCUGUAAGGUAUGGAACUAUGCGUGAUAAUGUCAUCAAUCUCAAGGUUGUUUUACCCAAUGGAGAUAUUGUCAAAACUGGAUCACGUGCUAGAAAAAGUGCUGCCGGGUAUGAUCUGGCGCGACUCAUAAUUGGAAGUGAAGGAACUUUGGGUGUGAUAACUGAAGUUACUUUGCGCCUUCAGAAAAUUCCACAGUACUCAGUGGUUGCAAUGUGCAAUUUUCCGACAAUUAAGGAUGCAGCAGAUGUUGCUAUAGCUACCAUGUUAUCUGGUAUACAGGUUUCAAGAGUGGAACUACUAGAUGAGGUUCAAGUGAAAGCUGUCAACAUUGCUAAUGGGAAAAACUUGCCUGAAGUUCCAACUUUGAUGUUUGAAUUUGUAGGCACAGAAGCAUAUUCACAUGAGCAAACACAAAUUGUUCAGAAGAUUGCAUCCGAGCAUAAUGGAUCAGAUUUUGUUUUUGCAGAAGAUCCUGAGGCCAAAAAUGAACUUUGGAAGAUAAGGAAAGAGGCACUUUGGGCUUGCUUUGCUAUGCAACCAAAUUUUGAAGCAAUGAUAUCGGAUGUUUGUGUUCCUCUGUCGCAUCUAGCAGAAUUAAUAUCAAGAUCAAAAGAGGAGCUAGAUGCAUCACCAUUGGUGUGCACAGUUAUUGCUCAUGCUGGUGAUGGAAACUUCCACACUGUGAUUCUAUUUGAUCCAAGUCAAGAGGAACAACGGCGAGAAGCUGAGAGAUUAAACCAUUUCAUGGUGCAUACUGCUUUAUCUAUGGAAGGAACAUGCACGGGAGAACACGGCGUUGGUACAGGAAAAAUGAAGUACCUUGAGAAAGAACUUGGAAUUGAAGCUCUCAGGACAAUGAAAAGUAUUAAAGAAGCUUUGGAUCCAAAUAAUAUCAUGAAUCCAGGAAAGAUCAUUCCACCUCAUGUUUGUUUUUAACUUCUCUUUCUCUAUUUCCAUGUCAAUGCCGAUGUCAACCUGCCAUAGCUUCUGGAUCUGCAGCAACGAUAAAUUAUCCAUGAAUCUCAUAAAAACUUGGUUUCUUUCUUUUGUUCUUCUUCUUUUUGAGUUGGGGAUAACACAAUCUCUGUGUACUUUCUUCUAGAACUGGGAAAUGUUUUCUUUUCCUAUUUAAGUUUUGAUGCUUUCUCUUUAAUCAAAGUGCUCAACUUACAAAAUAAGUUAGAUGAUGAAAAUGUAUGUCAUGGUUGAUGCAGUGUGAAUUCUUUUUUA
Diospyros lotus (date-plum) is the source of this 2192-nucleotide messenger RNA. Its product is annotated as D-lactate dehydrogenase [cytochrome], mitochondrial. Gene Ontology annotation, cellular component: mitochondrion. NCBI's taxonomy places the organism in Eukaryota, Viridiplantae, Streptophyta, Magnoliopsida, Ericales, Ebenaceae. Bases 189 to 1898 code for a protein of 569 amino acids. Gene Ontology annotation, molecular function: D-lactate dehydrogenase (NAD+) activity; FAD binding; D-lactate dehydrogenase (cytochrome) activity. Gene Ontology annotation, biological process: lactate catabolic process. The transcript has 18 exons. The record is from RefSeq and is a predicted model, not a curated record.